UAUUUUGGACGUUUCUUCAAUAUCUCUCACCACUCUCGGUGUUUCAUUCUAAACUAAUUCGAAAGCUAAAAAUACAAAAUUGUAAUAGAAGUCUUAAGAAAGAACACACGAAUUAAAAUUUCUUCUUAGUAUUUCAGUAAAUACUACUUUCCUUAUCCUAUUGCAAUUCCAAUCUAAAAGACACAUUUUUGGAAAUUUCAUGAGAGUAAAAUAGAUUUGAAAGCCGUAUAAUAGAUAUAUGGCACAACAUAUAUUUGAUCGGGUGUCCCCGUCCAAAGUCCAAUCCUAUAGUUACCAACGUGAACCGUCAAAGAUUGGUCCUCUAUCUAUAAUCGUGAUAUUACGAACUGGAAUGUUCGAAAACAUCAGUACAGUGGUACAUUAUGUAUUCCAGAAAGAGCGAGCAUAUCAUGUGUUCUGUUCGACAUGAGCAUACUCAUACUCGACACCCGCUAUUACAGAUAAAUGUAUAUUUUAUUUUUCGUUAAGGUGUACGUGUCAUCUCUAUUUUUCAAAGGAUGAAGUAAAGCUACUUUUAAUCAUACCAAAUCUGCAUCGUUAUGUUUUAAUCCGGGCUAAUCCAAUAGACACGUAUAGACGUUCAUCGUUCACAUAUUUUAUCAGUUUCUACUUGAAAAGAGAUUCAUACCCAAUAGUUUCGUCUACUUUAGUUUGGAGUUAUAAUUAUAGAAACUUACGAUAAUAGAAUCAUGUCUGUUGUGAAGAUCCCAGACGCUUCUGGUAAAACAGUGACAUUAUUGGAAUGGGAAGGAAGGCUUUAUCCCAACUACAAGCAUCCUGAUAUUGUCAAAAAUGUUCCAUCACUUAAACUUAGAGAAGAUGACGUCAUUCUAUGUUCUUAUCCAAAAUCAGGAACAUACUGGAUGUUUGAGAUUUGUCGAAUGUUAAAAAAUGGUCGGGUAGACCUUGAACAGAUACCAAAAGGCAAAUUUAUGGCAGAGCUUAUUCCACAGGAGGAUUUGGACCAGGAACCGUCACCCAGAGUAAUCAACACUCAUGUAAGAUUCGACAAUUUACCGAAAGAUAUAAAAACUAAGAAACCCAAGAUAGUUUAUAUCAGACGAAACCCGAAGGAUGUGGCCGUUUCCUUAUAUAAUUAUACCAUUAGAAUAACGCCAUUAUAUGAAUAUGAUGGAGAGUUCAAAGAUUAUUUAGAAUUAUUUACUGCUGGAAAAGUUGACUAUGGGUCAUGGUUUGAUUAUGUUUUAGAUUGGGAAAAGGUUAUACGUGAAAAUAAAGAGUUAUCAAUAUUUGAGUUAUCGUAUGAAGAUCUUAAAGAGAAUCCGAUCAGAGAAAUUAGAAGGUUGUCCGAUUUUUUGGGAGUUGAGAGAAAUGAAGAUUUAAUAGAAAGUAUCAAGGAUACUUGUAAAUUUGAGGCUAUUCAAGAAAGGUUCAAAGGUCACAUACAAUUCCUCGAGGAUAGAAAUAAAGCCAUUUACAGAAAAGGUGAAGUUGGUGAUUGGAGAAAUUGGUUUAGUGUAGCAGUGAAUGACUGGUUUGAUGAAAUCUACAAAUCAAAAAUGGCCGGGUCUAAUUUAAAAUUUAGGUUUACGUAAAACGGAAAUUAUUGUUUGUAUUUUAUAUGGUAUCACUUCUAUAUGUAAAAUAUAUAAAUAUAUAUAUAUAUAAUGGCCUCGCCAAUUCAGACUUUAGCUGUCUAUUUUUCUUAAAGUUUUUAAAUAUUACAAGAAACAUGGUUCACGACA
Molecule: messenger RNA, 1727 nt
Organism: Patella vulgata (common limpet)
Lineage: Eukaryota; Metazoa; Mollusca; Gastropoda; Patellidae
Product: sulfotransferase 1B1-like
Exons: 6
Coding region: 711-1577 (288 amino acids)
Biological process (GO): sulfation
Cellular component (GO): cytoplasm
Molecular function (GO): sulfotransferase activity
Source: RefSeq, a predicted model, not a curated record